Messenger RNA from Aegilops tauschii subsp. strangulata, 546 nucleotides. The record is from RefSeq and is a predicted model, not a curated record. Lineage: Eukaryota; Viridiplantae; Streptophyta; Magnoliopsida; Poales; Poaceae.
AUGGCCUAUUUCCCCACACCCGACCGAAACCCUAACUGCUACCACCACUCCCCUCGAUCCCCCACUUCCCUCGCUCCCCUCCCCCGUCUGGAUCGGGGCAACCGCGCCCCCGACCCCGUCAACGCCGAUGCCGCGCGCCACCUCGCCGGCGUCCCGGUGACCACUGCCGUCGCCGGACCUUCCGUGCCUCUCCCUUGCGGGAUCGGCCUGCUCGUCGUGCCGCCCGCGUCGCCCAUCGCCCCUGGACAACGCCGCCACCACCACGACGCCGUCGACCGCCGGAGCACCACCAGCCACAUCGCCGGAGCUGUCCCGCCGUCCUCUCCGUCGCCGAUGCCACCUCGCCGGACCUCCCUGACUCCUCCUCGAGCCAGCUUUGCUCAACUACAGGGCUCGGUGAGCCCCGUCCUCCCCUCCUCCUCUUUCCUCGUCCGGUCGCGCUUGCCCCCUGCUCGCCAUACCCUUGCCCCGCGAGCGCCCGUUGACGCUGGCGCAUGCCCGUCGCUCGCCCCACCUUCCCCUGCAUGCGCCCGCCUCGCCGCAUAG